Anopheles funestus (African malaria mosquito) is the source of this 6466-nucleotide messenger RNA. RefSeq names its product EGFR adapter protein-like. The transcript has 5 exons. Bases 3733 to 4812 code for a protein of 359 amino acids. NCBI's taxonomy places the organism in Eukaryota, Metazoa, Arthropoda, Insecta, Diptera, Culicidae. The record is from RefSeq and is a predicted model, not a curated record.
AAAAUUAUACUUGAUACUAACACUUUCAACGUACGGAAAGUGCGCAACCGUCCGGCAUGGAGCACUCUCUUGCCACGAUAGAAGACGCCAGUCUGCAUAGCCCUAGCUGAGCAGACCGGAGCCGGCAUCGGUACGCGUUUAAAUGUGGCUUUAUUUGACGGAAAGCUCUCGCGCGGAACGGUAACGUUGGAUGGUAGCGCGUGUGUUCAACGGAUCGACCGGUUUGUUGUGUAUGCGCGCGCGCGUCCGCUUUCGAGUGUUCAACGUGAAUAUUGUUGAUGUUCUAACUUAACGUUCUAAGGCGAAAAGUGUUGUGUUUUGUUGAAGGUAUGUGAAGAAAAGAUAAGGAUUUUAGACAAAAAAACAGUUAAAUUAGAAGUAAAAUACGAAAAAACGAGGAAUUGUGAAAAACGAAUAAAAUAAUAAGCAUAAUUUAAAGUAGUGAAAAAUCACAACAAACAUAUAAAAACGUAAUACAGUAAAAAUAAAUUAAUACCGGUUUGAUGUUUUAGUGCGUCGAAACGCAAAUGCUUUGAAAUCUUCUUGCACGAUCAUUCGUCAAAGUGAUCAGGUGUUUUCGAUUUGCUAUAAAAUCUGAGAGGAAGAAUGUAUACCGUUGUGUAUGUGAGAAUAUGAUGUGAGAGUUUUCGAUUGAGUCGUUGUGUGUGUGUGUAUUGUGAAUUGAAAUCAAAAGCAAAUAGUUUGUGAAUAGAACUGUAUCCAGAAAUUAGAGGCUAUUUCGAUACUCCUGGAGAGUGACUAGGUUUUCUUGUCUUCGAGUUUUAAGUAAAUGACUUGGUAAAAAUGUACCUGUGUGGGUACAAUUAAUGCAAUUAGUUGUCAGGGUCGGUUAAGGGGAAGACUUGUUUUGUGCUUCCAUCGCCCUGGCUCAUGUGUCGUGCAGUGAUGCAGACUUCCCGUCUGCAUAUGUGGCCCGCUAAGCGUAACGUGCACAGUGUCAAUGUUCCAAAUCCUUGCACGGGUCAGACGAAGGUCGGGAAUAGGAUCCUUAUGGCGGCAUUGAUGGACUGUCGUAAACGAAUGAACCCUUGGAUGUAGUAGGAGAGAGCUCAUACAUAAUAUGUUAAGAUUGAUAACGAUUAUUUUAAAAAAAUAUAUAAACUUAAGAAAUGUACCAUGCAGUAUUAACCAUUCAUGAAGACAUGACGUGGGAAGAAAAUUAAAUUACAAUACCUACGCUUUAAAGCAACGAACUUAAAACCAAAACGGGAAUAAUUUUUAAUAUCCUCGAAAUGUUUUAAUGACACUGAAACUACUUAACCACAAAAACAAGAAUAAAACGAUGUUUUUAAAGCGCUAUUAUGACAAAAAGCCACAUAAAAUUCAGCCAAACAUGAAAUACGAUGUAAUUAAACAUCCACGGUGUAAUUGUUGGCGGUUGAAGCAAUAAAACUGGCAAAUAAAUCAGCUUCAAUACCUAAUUAAUGAUUGUAUGGCAAUACUAACGCACUGCCAACCCAAUACCCAGCAGGGAAAGCAGAAAAGAUGACCAUGUUGUCUUGUCCUUUCGAAAAAGACAAAAAUAAUAUGGCCGGCUGGUAAGCAAAUCAGUUGCAGAAAAGUAUUUCCAUACCAUCGGCAAUCGUCAUCGGCAUUCCCAUAUCAAAACCUGUUUGUGACAGAUUUUAUUCUUUUUUCUGUCUCAAGUCAGUUGCCUUUUUUUCGUGCAAAUUUUGUACAAGUAUAUCGAUUUCAAUAUCUCACUGAAGCGUGGUGGGCGAAGAACAGGGCAGGAAGGUGUUGCAAAUCUCACGAGAAUAAAAGCCAUCUCGGGGUGAAUGUGAUGGGCAGGUUUUUUUGUAAAGAAGUGAAAGAAAGAAUAAAACAUACACGGGAUGUGAAAUGUGAACCGUUAUAGCCCGUGCCCACGCACGCAUAAUCGCUUUCUCAUGCAAAUGGGAAGGAAAUAAAUAUGUUACCAAUAAGAAAUUGGCAACGCGGUUUGAGUGUCGUUCCGAAAAGGUUUUCAAAGUUUGACCAUAUUUAAACGUAAUUGUUUUUGUUUUACGCUUGAUGUCGGAAUGUAAAUUACAAUUAAUAAUGGUGGAUACUGUUUGUUAUCUUAAUGCGUUCUAACAAGGGCAUUGAUUUCGAGUCGUUUGAUAUGAUGUUAACUAAGGAGGAUGGGAUGUUAAAAUGGAAGUACAAAUAUUAAAAGAAAUUCACUCGAACCAUAUUUCAAUGUUAAAGGGACUAUCAUUAUUUUGCUUAUGGUAUUCAAUUAACUUUUCGUAAAUUUUUAAUUUUUUUACAUACAGUCGUAGACAUCAAAAUUUUACAAACACGUGCAAAACUAUUUUGAUUAACCAUUAAGCCGUUGUAUAAUGCUCACGAUUAUCAAAUCUUUUAUUAUUCAAAUAGGUUUUUGAGUGAUAAGUGUGUAGCUUAAGUUUAGCUUUCGCGCGCUCUGCCUAAAUUGGUUAGUCACUGUGAACGGGUGGGAACUAAAUAAAUAGAAAACAAAUGGCAAGGAAUUAAGAAAAAAAAACAGAACUCCAUUCCCUCCCGAAUCGAGCAGUCAACUAUCGGAGCAGUUAAGAACCGGUAUCGGAAGCGGCCGAAGUACAUAAAUAACCCUCCGCCUGCGCCUGCUACGCCUUCCAAGAUGGUCGCAUUCCCUUUGCGCUCCCCGACUUGCAGCUUGAGGGAAGCUGUAAGGUUCUGCGUGGAGUCGUAUUCGUGCGUUUGCAUCUGCGUGCGACAAAUAUUCCGCAACGGCAUUCGUUGUGAGUCGAUUCGCCCUUGCAUCCCGGCCAGGCCUGGAUGGGUUAACGAAAUUCCCUCAGAAUCGUUAAAAUUUUCCCACUACUCUGGAUGAAUUCGCACCGGGCGAAUGUGUGUGUGUGUGUGUGUGUGUUUGUGUGCUAUUUUACUCGUUUUCCUCUCAUUCCAUUAAAUUAUUUCUCCAUUCUUCAAAUGCAAGAAGACGUCGGUUCGAUCCUCCAUACAAGCCGGCCCCGUUCGGGCCCAGCGCUGAUGUCAGCGCCUUGAAAGUAAUGUUCUCGUUUAUUUAUUUUUUUCUCCCUCCGCUGCCAGCAGGUUUGUGAUCCAGCCCUGUUGAUGGGCUCUCGGGUUAGUGUGUGUGUGUGCAUAUUUUUUUUCUGUCCAUUUGCUAGUGGUACGAUCUAGUGUUUCGAUCGCGAAGUCAAGCAGUGCCGGGGCAAGUGUUGUGCUGAGCCAAGCCAAAGUGUGUGGGAUUCGUUCGAUGCUAAGCGUUAGCCCGGUCGUUGGCCUACCGGAUGAUAAGUGUUAUUGGUGAUGUUGUGGUAGGUUUGUGUAGUUGUUUUUACAUCCUGGAUGUGCAACAGUGUAAGGAAGGUUGGUGGUUAUUGUUUAAAUCUACCAAAUGACGGAAAGCUAUUACUAAGUGCAUAGUGAAUAGAAGUGAUUUAUGAAAGAAAGAAAAUUUUGUGUAAAAGCAACGUAUAGAAACAAGCAAUAGUACAAUAUUUUGAUGAUAACAAUUUAACGGCGCUACAAAAACUGAAAGGAAACGCACCGUGCAGCAUCAUUAGGUAGUGAGCAAAGUUAAGUCGAGUGCUGUACCGGCGUUGUUGCUGCCUGCUGAUCAUUUCCCAAGCUGAGAGCUGUAAUACGAGCCCGUUCGUAUGCGGCAAGGCAGAAAGUCGGCGUAAUGUUAUGUUAAGUUUGUACCGUCUCAUCAACCGAAACCAUGCUGCCGCUGAUGUGAUGUGAGUGCGAACCCACAAUAUGAACUGUACCGCCAUCAACAGCAACCAGAUCGAAACGACACCAAACAAUCUACCCCGGUUGAUGGGGGGCAUGGGAACGGCGACACCAUUAUCGACUAGCACACCCACCUCCCGCACGGCCAAGGCUACCAUCUGCAGCGGUACGGGAGGUACGGGCGGAAGCGUAGGGACGACCGUGUUCUUCCACCGUACCACCAACAAUCUGCUGGAUGUGCCGCGGACAGCCAACAGCUCCGAGGAGGAAAACUCACCGACGGAAUUGAAUACCUGCCGCAAACUAACCGAAAAGCCACCGCUGGUGAAACGACUUACGAUGGGUAUUUUAAGGACGGCAGAAGACAGCAGACCACUGGUUCACAGCUCAUCGUCUCCAUCGAGCUCGUCCAGCUCGUCCCAGACGAUCUCGGAUGGGUAUGUGAACGAAGGUAUCUGUGCCGAUACGGCCGAAACGACUCUCUCGACGAGCGUGUUUACUAGCAAACUGUCCGGAUCUACUACCACCUCCACGACAGCAACGACGAUGAUUGCUGGCAGUAGCACCAUACGAAGUCCACUGUCAUCGGGACCAUCACUAGCAGCUGGUGCAAGCGUUCUGCUCGAUGCCGGUGGACCCCGGUACAAUCAUACGGCAACAACGCUGCUCUACCCACCGGCCGUACCACUCCGCAACGAUAGUCUUAGCCUGAAGGAGCAGCACGAACUGAAAGGAGCACCCUGGUUUCAGGCGGGCAUACCGCGCGAAAUUUCGCUCGAAGUCCUAUCGCGCCAAAAUCCGGGCGCAUUCCUAGUGCGCCAAAGUACCACCAAACCGGGAUGCUUUGCGCUGUCGCUACGUGUACCGCCACCGGCACCGAAGGUGGCACACUACCUAAUUCUAAGAACGAUACGGGGGUACAAAAUAAAGGGCUUUACGAAAGAAUUUACCUCCCUAAGGGCACUGAUAACGCAUCAUUCGGUGAUGCCGGAGCUGCUGCCCGUUCCGCUCGCACUACCAAGACCACCGCAGAUCGUCCACCGGCAGGAAGAUCCGGAAACGUACGGUUCGCUGAACGACUUUCAGAAUAUGAUUACCGAGUGAUAGAGAAGAGACCGGAUUGACUUUCUUUCUACCGUUUUGUACGGUGUUACAGCAUUUACUCUCGCGCACCAGACACAUCACACCGAAGGAAUGAAGCGAUAUGUGAUUUGGAUUUAUUCGUUUCGUUCUACAGUAUCGCUCUAUCAGCCACGAUUUAAAAAAAAAACAUUCAAACAUUUCUGGCUAUCAAUUUGGAGAUUGUUUGUUUAAAUUUCUGUGUUCGCUUUUAACGCACUACACCCGAUUCGGAACUAGUAGUGAACAAGUUAGGGCAGUAAUUGUCUGAUUUAGUUAGAAUUGGAAUAUUUUCUUGCACUAUUCUCCCACGAAAUAUAAACUGUACUGUUGAAACGCUUCUGUAUAAAUUAGGAUAGGAAUACUGUCAAUUGGCGCAACAGUGAAAUUGAAACUGAUUAGAGAACACGUGUGAAUCGUGACGGUUCAAACGAUACAAAAUUUAAACCCUAGUCAAAAGCAGCUCGAAAAACACGAUUGAACGCUUCCAGACAGGUUAAAAGUGAUAGCAAUGUGAAUGUCGUAAAAUGCAACUAAUGUGUAAAAGUGUUGUAAAAUGAAGCAAUAAUGUUGUGAGACAAAAAAGGUUUAGAGUGAGCUAAGUGGGUACGUUAUCCCGCAAAAUCCGAUUGUAGACAAAUAUUACCGAACUAAUGAAGAAAAAGUUAAAGUAACGUAACGUAAUAACAAGUUUGAUUGUAGGGUAAGACAUGAAAAAAGACGGCAUAGAAGAAAAGAGCAAACAAAUGGCAUAUGUGAAUGAAAAUACCAAAAAAGUUUAACUGAAACCAGUUAUGGGAGAAUGAGUGCAUUAUUUAAAUAUGUAUUUUUAAUUGUACGAUUGUAAAGUUAAGAAGAUAUGCUCGUAGCAUGAGUUGGGAAAACAACCGCCAUCGUUACUACACUUUGGGCUUUUGGAAUCGUUGUUCAUAUGGCAUGGCGGAGGUAAAGGUUAGCAAAGGUUUUGUAAUUUUUAAAUUCUUUCUUCACAAAACGCACGAACAUGCGGCGUGCUUAUUGUCAAUCACCUUCGUUGCUACAGACACGUAUGCGACUAGUAUCGCUCAUAGGGUCAUAGUUUGAGCUAUAGUUUAAAGCCAAGCAUGUAUGGUUUUUGUUUCUUCUUCCUUCUAGCAAUUAGAAGGUACCUCCGAAAGGAAAGAUUCCACUACUUUGCUGCAUAAUGCUGUUUUUUUGUGUGAUUUUGUUUUGUUUUGCUUUAAUCUAUUAUCUCGCGAGCUUCUAAAACACAAUUCUAUUUAAUUGUAUACGAAGAAUGACGUUUCUUCCGGAAGACUUUACUCUGUUACACACCAUACAGAUAUUUAGGAUGGUUUAUUUUAUAACCUACGAACGUUUGUGAAAUAGAUGCAAUUAAAUGCCUUUACUAAAGGAGUGCAAUCCGUUAAGCGCUUUAGUGUAAACUUAAUCUUCAUUUGUUAAGUGGACAUCAAUGUUUCGUUCAAUUAAAUACUUUUCAUUUGGAACAAACGUUUAAGAUCAUUGAGCAUGUAAUAGCAUAACGGCUGAACGGUAGCAGGUAGCAGAUAAUCACACAUAAGCUUUACUAAAUCUUGCUAGAAGCAUUCUAUUCUUCGUAUAUUCCCUCUGGCUAUCCAAAGUUGUGCAAAAAAAACAA